Messenger RNA from Rotaria sp. Silwood1, 1176 nucleotides. The record is from the annotation of a GenBank genome assembly. Lineage: Eukaryota; Metazoa; Rotifera; Eurotatoria; Philodinida; Philodinidae.
AUGAUGAAUGAGGCAACAUUAAUUACAUCAAAUGCUUGGUCAAUUAAAGUUAAUUUAACUAGUUCUUAUCAACAUACCUUUUCUGAUCAAUUAAGACAGCCAACAAGACAAGCUACAUUUAUUGGUGCCAUACUUGCAUUUGUAUUUAUUUUUUUUGGUCUUAUUGGAAAUAUAAUUCUUAUAACAACAAUACUUUCUGUUAAAAAACUUCGAUCAUAUACUAUAAAUAUUUUUAUUGUUUCGUUACAAUUUAAUGAUUUACUCAAUAUUGGUUUCAAUCAAUUUUUUGUUGGUCUCUCUUAUGUGAAUCGAGGUUGGCUUGGUGGUCCUAUAUUGUGCAAAAUAGUUGUUUAUUUUUCAACAAUUUGUAUGGGUUGUCUUCUAUGGCAUCAUUGUCUUAUUGCAAUACAUCGACUUAUUGUUGUUGUUUAUCCGAAUUUAUUGCGUCGUAUGUCAAUUAAAACAUACAUUAUUGUUUCACUUGUUAUAACAAGAGUUUUACCUAUAUUAUGUUGUAUACCAUCAUUUUUAACAGAUGCAAUAGCAUAUUCACCACAAGCAUUACGUUGUUCAAUACGUAAUAAAUUACAAAUAUAUAUUAAUAUAACAAUACUUAUUUUAUUACCAAAUGUAAUUAUUAUAUUUUGUUUUGUUGGAAUAUUUUUUCAAGUUUUACAUACAACACAUACAACUGGAAGAAUACAUACAAAUGCACUAUCAAUAUCACAUUCAUUGAGACGUGAAAUACGUAUAACAAAAAUGUUUGCUGUUUUAUUUACAUUGUUUUUUCUUGGUUAUCAUCCGUAUGGUUUUGUACGUGCCUAUGAUAAACGUGGUCAAUUACAUCCAGAUAUAUAUGUUUUAUUAACAUUACUAUAUUGUAUUUCAAUAUGUGCAUCACCAUUAGUUUAUGGUAUUAUGAAUAAUCAAUUACGUCAUGAAUGUAUGAGAGUUUUGUUUAAUUGUUGGCAUUGUCAGAAAAAUAAUAAUUAUAAAAAGUGUUCUCAUCAUCGAAUAAAAACAGCUGAAACAAAAUCAUUAACAGUCACAAAUGGUGUUAGUAGUAUACAUUAUAAUCGUGAAAGUCCAUUAAUGGUAUUAUCGAAGAAUAAUAAACCAAUAUCAAAAUUUUCAAAAAACACAUCUGUAACAUUAUUAGAUACAGCUAAUGUUUAA